AUCCACCAUCUCCAGCAUGCCUCUGCCAACGCCGGCCUCUCUCGGCCUCCCCGCCAAGCCCAGCUCGGGCUCGACCUCCGCCGCGCCAUCCGCGCUGAAGCGCCCAGCACCCCAUCCUUCCACUCCAUCCACUUCCGCCUCCGCCUCCACCUCCACCCUCCCAAACUGCUCAAUCUGCGACGCUGCCGACAAGUACAAAUGCCCGCGCUGCGCCGCGCGCUACUGCUCCGUCGCGUGCCGCAACGCGCACCAGUCUAAGACGGGAUGCGACGGUGUGCGGGACCCCGCGGCCUUCGUGCCCCUCGCAAAGUUCACGCAGGGCACGUGGGACGGGGACUACGCAAUGCUCGAAGCGACGCGCCGGCAGGUGGCGGCGUUCGGGGAGGGCGUAAGCGCCGACGAGGUGCGCGGGGCCUCGACACGAGGGCGCGGGCGAGGGCGCGGUGCGGCGCAGGUUGGACGGCAGCGCAAGCCCAAGACCGACGGGUUGAAGUGGGCGCUGGCGCAAGUCGGGGCCGAGGUCGACAUCCUACCCGACGGGAUGCAGAAGCGGCGGCAGAACCAGAGCAGCUGGAACCACAAAACCCAAUCUCUCGCUAUCACGCUCCAUCUCCUCCCGUCAGGCCGGCUAGCAACGGACGACAAAGUGCCCGUCGCGGCGCGCGUCCCCGUCCUCCCGAACGCCGCGACGCUCGCCUCCCUCCUCCCCGAAGCUUUGCGCACCACCGACGUCGUCUACGCCAUGCCCUACCACAUCCCGCGGCGGCGCUCCGCCGAGCUCCGCCCACCAGGGAGAGGCGCGUACUUCCCCCCCCUGCCCGGCAGCAAGGGGCUCGACGUCGCGCUGCACGGCACGGCGUUCGUCGAGUUCCCCGUCGUGCAUGUGUUUGCGCGCGACGAGUGGGAGCAUGCGCUGCGGUACGGGAUGGUGCGCGUCAUGCCGGGUCUGCAGCCGCCGAGGGAGGCGGCGGAAGGGGCGGGGGAGCAGCCGGCCAAGCGGGCCAGAGUCGGGGAGACGGUUGAGGGAAGCGCACUUGCCGGGCUCGGGGAUUACGGCGACUCGGACGAGGAGGCGGAGGAGGGUGUAGGCGAGGGUGCGGAAGGGGGUGAGGGUGAGGGUGAGGCGGAGGCGGAGGGAGAGGGCGGUGAUGUCACCAUCGACCCUGCGAUGGCUGAGGCGCUGGGAAAGGCGCUCGAGGCUGACUUCGGGCCUGCUUAG
Molecule: messenger RNA, 1219 nt
Organism: Cutaneotrichosporon oleaginosum
Lineage: Eukaryota; Fungi; Basidiomycota; Tremellomycetes; Trichosporonales; Trichosporonaceae
Biological process (GO): maturation of LSU-rRNA from tricistronic rRNA transcript (SSU-rRNA, 5.8S rRNA, LSU-rRNA); box C/D snoRNP assembly; snoRNA localization
Cellular component (GO): pre-snoRNP complex; nucleus
Source: RefSeq, a predicted model, not a curated record